AUGGCUAUCCUCAGUGCCCUCGCGGGGCUCUUCAAGCAGCCAGAGCAGCUCGCGCCCAUUACCGGGAAGAGAUCUCGAGACGAUGACGACCCCGGUGAGAAUGAGCACGCUGCCAUUCGUUCUCGCAUUGGCGACAGCGGUGAAUUCUCUCAGGUGUAUCGUGCGACGGAGGUGAAGACUGUCGCCCAGACGCCUCCUAGCGCAGCGCGCACCUGCUCCGCUAAGGCCCAGCGUAGCUCAAGUAGUACGCGUGCUCGGCGCAGUCGUACUGGUCCGAAGAAGCAAGAGGAUAGAGCGCGCUCCAAGAAUCUUGACGUCCAGAAGGCCGAAGCAAUCCCUCGCAGCACCGCCAGGCUUCCUACGCCGCGGAGUACCCAAGAAGGUACUUGCGACUCCACCACCGCCGCUCGCCCUAAGGCUGCUCCCGGUGCUCGUUGCCGAGCUUCAGGCUCCCCUACUCACGAGCAUCCCACACCAGGCGCUCCUUCAGGUGAAGACACCCUUCGGCAUGUCCAGCAGGCCGCUGCUUCUCACCCUACGAGACUCACCUCGCAUUUGAUCACACCCCCGGCCUCCCCGUCCCAUGAAAUCGAGGAGCCUUACUACCCCGGAACGAAGAUUCGCAUAACCAAGAACGGCCGAGCGUCGAUCUUUGGUUCAGGCCCAUCCAUUAAGGAGUUAUUGCUGAUUCCGGACAUCGCCAGCCGAAACCAGAGCGCCAACGAGCGCCAGAAGCAUAUCAACGAUUCGAAGAAGGACAAGGCUGAAUCCAAGACCCGUGGCGCAGUGCCAGCUGCUGAUGAAAACAAAACGGAGGGGAAGGUCCACCUUGUCCUUGACCCAAUAACGGAAACGGGUGUUGCCAGCUGUUCAGAGAGAGACGUUGAGGAGAGAGUCACCACUUCGACCACUUUUACCGUAGCCCGCACGGCACAGCAGGAGCAUGACCGCAACGCUGAUAGAGCCGUCAAUGCGGAAGUCCUGUGCGAAGAGUGCCGAGAUAGGCCUGCCGCCGUGGCUCAGGUGGUGGCCACUUCGGACGAAGUCGCUGAACUGCGGAAAGCACUAGCCAACUCGCAGAAGAUCCAUGCAGAGAUGCUAGAAACGAUCGCUGAAACGCGCAAAGCACUUGCCGACUCGGAGAAGGUCAACGCUGAGAUGCAGAAAGCGAACACUGAAAUGCAGAACACAAUUACGAACAUGGUGCUAGCUCUGGAGAAGAUGAUGCAAGAGAAGCAGGUCUUAGGAUCCAGCACCAGCCCUUCGACGGAGAACAAGGAUAACCACGACACGCCAGCGGUCUCAUCACCAGCUCCUUCUACGGAGGUCGCUGCUGCUGCCACAGGGGUUCCUCAGCCGACUUCCGCGAAUCUCGAGGUAUUAUAUGUUGUGCAAGAGAGAGAAGUUCCACGGAUCGUUGAAGUCGAGGAGCCCGCUCCGCAGCCAACAGCUCCCCUACCAACCCAUGCGCAGGUCCCCGAGCGUCCUACAGUCGUGCGCGACUAUUUCGGACCGCCAAAGCUAUACAAGCCUCUCACGCUGGAGCAGAUGGAGGGUUUAGUUAAAGGCUAUGAGAUCUCAAGCCGACUAGCCCGAGCCAACUGUGUGGUGAGGGCCUACCUCAAACAAGCAGGUCUCUGCCGAGACGAGCCUGCACCUGAGGCACUGUAUCAGCACCUGCGCCAGUACGGAUAUAAUGCACCCGCACCUCCUCCGCUCACUACUCCGGCCGGGCUCCAGGUAAUGGAAAUGGACAUGAGCCUAGACGACAUGAACGCCAGCCCCGUCGAGGCGAGCAGAUUGGUGCUCGCUGCCAGCAGAGAGGAUGCCCGAUUCGAGGAACAUGGUGCUGGCAGUCGGGUUGAACAGGACCUUGACGCCAUAAUCUCUCGGAAGCGGCCUUGUACCGAUGAAGCUAGCGCUGCGGGAGGAACGGAUGCAGGGUUUUAUAACGGCCCAAUGGCUUUGCAUGUGCCCACGGUGCAGCCUCCAAAGGGAGGUCAAUGUCGCAACGGCAGGACACUGAUGGACCAACACUCUUAUAUGACGUUCCCAAGACCUAGUCACCGCCAGAACAAUGGUCGACACCGCGCGCAAAACCCGGGCCCCCAAUCUCGCAAUCCGAUGUUUCGUCAGCUCGAGCAAGCCCUGCGCCGCGACCAUGGCAUCAACGUGCGCGGACAUGACCAAAAUGCGUCACCCAAUAUCCCGGUCGGCGUCACCGGCGGCAAUGAUCGUUUUGCUCGCGACCGCCACCGCGACCGCCACCGCGACCGCCGCCAAACUGGCCGCAACUUCCAGCAGCAUGGCCCGAUCCUUCCUCAUACUAGCAAUGCCAGAAUUGCUACACAUGGGCCAUCUAGAGCGUUCGGCAAUGCGGCUAUGGCGACGCCUCCGCCUUCCCUGCCUGCUGAGGUGAAGGCGUGGCAGCAGCCGCAGACUUGGCUCUCGCGCGAGGCGGAGGAGACGGACGAGAUGCUUUGA
Messenger RNA from Trematosphaeria pertusa, 2484 nucleotides. RefSeq lists its product as uncharacterized. Bases 1 to 2484 code for a protein of 827 amino acids. The transcript is spliced from 5 exons. The record is from RefSeq and is a predicted model, not a curated record. Lineage: Eukaryota; Fungi; Ascomycota; Dothideomycetes; Pleosporales; Trematosphaeriaceae.